AUGAACAACCGCCAGAUAGAGCAAGCUCUGGGGAAUUUGGUCCCGACCCAUGCCAGUGAUCUACCGCAAGAGCUCUUGAGCCUGGCUUUCAGUCUCGUUGCUCAAUCCCGAAGCUUUUCCGCCAGCCUGAAGCCCGAGGAAGAAAUCGCCCGGCCUUAUGCCUGCGCAGAGAUCGCCUGCAAGAGGCUCACUCGAGCAUUAAAUCUUCCUCCUUUGCUCGGUCAUCCCCCAUGCCCUCCGCGCGCCUACAAGAAGCUCUAUUCAUACCUAGACAAGUCCCUCUCAGCAAGCUCUGCCGGCAUCAAACGAUCAGCGAGUGGGUCUGUCGCUGGUACCCCAUCGCGAACCAACUCUACCCAGACAGCGCCUACCAAAGCCACAGUCGGUGGGCGAACCCCUUCAAAGGCCGCUCCCGCGCCCCGAGGCCUACAAAACACACCAUCUAGAUCAACGCCCUUGAAGAGAAGCGUCAGUGUCGCCAAGCUUGGCACACCAUCCAAGUCCGCACGCAAGCCCGCACCCCGCCCUAAUGGCAUUUCUGCCUCGACUGUUAUCCCAGAUGCCCCAGCAUGGGCAAUGACAGCGAUCCGGACAGUAUGCAAGACACUCUCGACUCCAGCACCACGGACGACCACAUGGUCCCGGCCUCCAAUCUCAAGAACCCUUCCUCCUCACAUUUUCGCCGGUGUCUCGUCUAUCCUUUACUUGACGUCCAGUAUGUCCAGUAACGAAGAAGGAAUGGAUGAAGAGACCCUAGAUUUCCUGGAGCCCAUUGUGUCGAUUACGAAUGCGAACAACGAUGACGAUUUCAAGGAGCUUGUGUACGCCAUGGUCGUGUCUGUUUAUUUCCUUGUUUUGGCUCGUCGGCGAAACCCAGCUGCAUCGUCAGAUGGUGAAGUAGUGAAUGAAGGCCAAAAGAUGGAUAAGAAAACCUUCACCGAGAUGCGCCAGACGGCACUGACUAGUCUUGGUCUCCCGAACGACAGGCGCCACCGUGACGAUGUUGAUCAAUGGAUUGGUUUGAUCAUGGAGCAAGGCUGGGCCAACGAUCAUGAAUGGUUUGAGAAUAUUCCACUUGCGGGAGAGCUGGACGGCGAGGACGAGGAAGGCAAUUCCUUCCGUAAUCUUGAUGAAGAGGAUGCAGCCUUCCGUGGUGUUAGCCUACCUAAGCGCAACGAUGCGAGUGGGAGCAGUAAGAAAGGGUCUCAGUCCAAUAAUGCUACUCACGGUGGUCUCCUUCCGGGCCUGGGAACCAUGAUGCAGGACCGCCUGGAUUGGCUCAGCGACGUCCGCCGCGAAAACUUUAUCGACUGGAAAGCGGAAAUGCUGGGCCGUAUUGAGGGUGGACAUAGCACGGUUGAACUUGCACCUGUCUGA
Messenger RNA from Penicillium verhagenii, 1377 nucleotides. RefSeq lists its product as uncharacterized. The coding region runs from base 1 to 1377 and encodes 458 amino acids. The record is from RefSeq and is a predicted model, not a curated record. Gene Ontology annotation, biological process: DNA replication. The transcript is spliced from 2 exons. Gene Ontology annotation, molecular function: DNA binding. Lineage: Eukaryota; Fungi; Ascomycota; Eurotiomycetes; Eurotiales; Aspergillaceae. Gene Ontology annotation, cellular component: nuclear origin of replication recognition complex.